AUGAUUUUAGAAAUUGACCAGCCACCAGCAGCACAACCACGCGCACUUCUUCCACCUCACCACGUCAAUGUCUCCAUUACAUCCUUCCCCUACCUCCCUCAGAACUUUCAACACCGUCUCCAACAUCCUUGCGCUUCAAGCGCAGUUCCCAAAUUGUCCCACGAUCCCUCCCUCGUCCGGCAACCAGCAGUCGAAGUGUCGCUCCCCGAUCAACCCGCCUUUGACGACCUUUACGAGUACUACGACCCGGAACGAGAUCCCUUACCCCAACGCCAGCAACAAAUAACCACUCCAAUCUCGCAGAGACGUCCUCAAUCCACCCAGUCUAGCGGUGCUCGAUCGCUACGGAGAACCCCAAGACUACAAGAGCGAAGGGUGACAACACGGUCGCCUCUGCGUGCGAGAAGGUCUCAACCCCUCUCUGCAACGCCGCCAGUCCAUUUUGACGAGUCGGGCUCUACCACCCCGAGCUUUUUCCAGCAAUUGGUCUCAGACGACGUUUAUCGGCCUCGGAGGACCUUCCACAUCUCUCGACAUACCCACGACGCUAUCCUAUUCGCCUUGGAAGCCAUCAGAAGAGGUGAUGGUGUUAACGCGCAGCCAUUGACUGCUGAUCCACUCGAAGAAGAGGCUCGAAUGUCAGAUUUGGUGAGGGGCACUGCGCCCGGUACCGCUGCUGUAUCGAGCCGAUCUCAGAAUGGCGGAGCAACCCGUGCAGCCGCGGCUGCUGGCGCUGGUCCGACACCCACCGAACCCCCGCGAUAUCGUACUCCUACAGAUGUCAUGCGAGACCGACGGGCACGGGAAGCUCGUAGAGCCGAGGAGGCGGCGGCUAGGCUGCGUCAAGAGGAGGAAGCUAGAAGAUUGCAAGAAGAACAAGUUGUUGGCGUUGGGGAGGAUACCGCACGGAGAACGUCUGCCAGGUCCGGUGCUCAGCCUCCUCAAACCUACAACAUAGGUGGAGGUGUCCCUCAGCCUGCCGGCUCCACGACACGGCGGCAAGAGAACAUACAACCCGCUCAAGCCACUUCCUCCAGGACGACUGGGAGGGCUCCCGAGCCUACUGCAAGAGAACCCAGGGUCUCUGCAGCCACGCAGCGAAAUCGGACAGAAGCCUAUGAACAGCUUAACAUUCCUGCAACGGCGAGACCGGCCGAACAGGUGCCACGACCUGCUCAACAGCCGCAAGCGCAACCCAGAGCCCAAGCUGUUCCCCAAUUUAGCUCGCAGACUGGUCAACCGCCUCCCGCUCAAGGCGCUGGUACGGCGGGACGAAGCCGUUUUCCGAAUGCAUUUGAGCGAUGGGAAGAUCUAUCUGCCCGUUGGGAGGGUAUUGUGUCAUCUUUCAUCCAUCGCAUGGAAAAUAAUGCCGAUGAAUUGGCCGGGAAGCCCCUUGAUCGGCAAAUGGCACGACAGAUUGAUGACUUGUCUCGGGCAGGUGCAAACCUGUUCCACGCUGUGGUCGAACUGCAACGCCUUCGGGCAUCGUCCGAGCGGAAAUUUCAGCGCUGGUUCUUUGAAACCCGGCAUGAGCAGGAACAAGCUCAAGAAAGGCAGGCCGAGCUUGAGCGUCAACUGCGCGCCGAGAAAGAAGCUCGAACGCUCAGUUCCACCUCGAUCGAACAGGAGCGUGCAGAAAGGAUCAGAGCAGAGGAGCUUGUAAAGGAGAUGCGCCGCGAACUCCAAAUCAGCAAGGAAGAAGCUCGCCGUGCUUGGGAAGAACUGGGCCGGAGGGAGCAGGAGGAACGGGAAAGAACCAUUGCGCUAAGGAGCGGAGAGCCCACCCUUAUUGGGGGUGUCCAGGUUGUACCGAUGCAAGGUCUGCCGAGUAGGCAGGUGAGCGCGGCUCAACGUCCACAAACUAGAGAUGGACCGACAGGUGCAGCAGGGCCAACAGCCAUGUCCGGACAACAGACGCAACAACGACCUCACUCUCGUCAAACAACAACAACAUCUCUCGAUUCGCCUGGCGAGGAAAGCCGGCAGUUCACAUAUCGUCCCGACACGGGCAACUCCUCAACCAUGACGGACCCGUUCACAGAAUCAUCUCGGCAGCGCGAACAACAAACCCAACUGCGUCGUGAGCCAGAUACACAAUUCUACACUACCCCUCCCCGCCCUACACAGCCUGCAACAAGUGAUGCUGCGAUUGCUGCAGCACGAGCAGCAGCAGCCGGAGCGCAAUCUCCUGGACGGACACCUGGCGAAUCGAGGUACUACCCGACUGCAACUAGCGAUGCUCAAAUGUCUGGUGCUCUGCCUGCGCCAAUUCGUCAGGGUACUGGAGGGACAGAGCAGUCAUACAUGCCCUCCAACGCAUCACUAGCACCAUCCGAGGAAGAAUACCAUAUCAAUCCCGAUGGCAGCUACACCCGAGACUCGCAAGGCCGCCGCAUCCCUUAUCGCCAACCACUUGGAGCGGGGACAUCGGCUUUGGCCGGAGAAAUUAGCGAUGACGAAGGUGAAAUACCAGAAGAAACCUCAGAGGAUGACGACGAUCAUACCGCCGACGUGGAGCGUGAGAGGCUUUACGCUACACAGUAUCGCCAACCGCAGUCUUCACAACAACCGCCGACAACAGCCGGUGGUAUCCCACGUACAACGACCGGUGCCCUCCCACCCAUUCCGCAAGGUCAAACAUUGGACCCUCCGUCGUCAGCCUACGAGGGACAAGGCUACGAUCCUGCUGUUCCACCCGCAGUCACUCAAGCCAUGACAGGCUGGGAGAGCUUGCAAACCCGUAGCCACCACCAUCCGACCAGGCUGAGCGACAUCAUUGAGGAGCAGACUGCGAGGACGAGUCCCAGUCGGACAAGCUACGUUAGUGGCUCAGGUGUUCUACCCGGCGACCAGGGGACUGGCACUGGACCCGCACGAACAGGGGCAGGGAACGGCGGCGGAAAUUCCUCCGCCCGGCGGUGA
Molecule: messenger RNA, 2922 nt
Organism: Fonsecaea multimorphosa CBS 102226
Lineage: Eukaryota; Fungi; Ascomycota; Eurotiomycetes; Chaetothyriales; Herpotrichiellaceae
Exons: 2
Coding region: 1-2922 (973 amino acids)
Source: RefSeq, a predicted model, not a curated record